UCGCCAUCAGUGGCCGAAGCCUGUGUCGUGUCAUCGAAUCGUAAUUAUACACGUCGAACGAAGUACAAUAUUAUCUAUACCUGUGUAGUGCAACGUUGGCAUUUUUAUUAUUUACAAUAAAAAUAUAACUGUUUCCAUCAUGUCGUCAACUGAAGAAACUUCUCAGCUCAAAGCUGGCCAUCCCCCGGCAGUGAAAGCUGGUGGCAUGAGAAUCACCCAGCACAAGACUCCUCACUCAAAGGACAGCAAAGAGCCAGCAAAUGAGGACUUAACUGGUCUCUCAGGACCUUCACCAGUUCCUUCAAACCCGGUAUCAAUCUCGGGGGCACCUAACAGAGGUAACGCAGACUUUACUCCGGAAGCUGCUCAGGUGGCCCACAGUCCGAAACCACCAGCGCAUAUCAACUUCAAGCCUCAAACAAAUAUUCAACAACCCCGGAAGUAGACUACAUUCGACAUAUCAGAAGGCAUUGAGGUUGUUAGGUAGAUCCACAGAAAAUGUUCAGAAUUAGUUAUAUUGAAAACUUAUUGAUAUUAAAAAAAAAACAAUCUUCAGUUACAUAAAAUUAUGUCAAGAUAAUUUCAAGUUUAAUAUUGCCAUGGUGAUAUUAUUAGAAAAAAAAAUAAGAGGCCAGUUACUGACUGUUCUAGUCAAACUGCAACUUUAAAUUCUUCUGAAAAGAUAUAAAAAACUGCUAGUAUCAUCAAAAUAUUCGUUUAAAAUAGUAGUAUUAUAAAAUUGAAAGAUUUUCUGUUCAUUUAUCUAUACACCUUGAUAACUCACAAUUAUCAUACUACUUGUUUACAUUAGGUAUUUUGGACACAAACAUGGAAAACAUAUCUAUAACUGUUUGUUUUGAUAAGGUUAUCUUAUAUAGAUAAAGUAGGCAACCUAUUGAAUGGAAACAAAAAUUAAUAAUACCUACCAUGACAAUAAUGUUGCACCUAUCAAUAGGUUGUCCGUAUUUACAAAAUUAAAGUUUUAAUCUAUUCAUCAUCAUUUUUACCAUCCCAAUGCUGGGAAACGCAGAGAAGGAUUGAGUGGUAAUCUAUUUUAUUCAGUGUGUUUAUUUUUAUCAUUAAUGUUAUAUGGAAUAUUCCAUCCUAAACAUUUCCAUUCUCUGAUUACAAUAGAACACUUGUGCUAACAGAACAUUCCAUAAUCCUAUAAAAUCUACAAUCUAUUGUUUGUGCUCAAAUUCUUAAUGUAAACAAAACUAAAACAUACAUGGUCCUAACUAAGCAACAUUGUGUUAACUUACACAAACACGCAAGUAUUGCCAGCAUUUAAAACAAUUCAUUUAUGUUAAUUUCUGAAUGUUGCCAAGUUAUGACCAUGUAAACAGCCUAGUGAUUAGAUUGGUAUAUUAAGAAUAUUUUGUAUUAUAAAUAAGUACUUUAUUUAUUAAUGUCUUAUUAUAUCUGUUUGUGUCUUGUUAUAACAACCUAAUCAGUUUAAGGCUUAUAAAUACCAACUUUACAAAACAGGCAUUUCAACAGUAAAAUAGACAUUUAUAAAACUUCCUCCUAUUCUAGUUAAAUUAGUUAUUCUUAUUUUAGAUAGGUGAAAAUAUAUAAACUUAAAUAACAUCUGUUAUUCAUAGAAAUGCCUGAUAUAAUUUAAAAAGGAAAAAAAAAUCUUUAAAGCUACAAUAAGUGGAUCAAAUUACUGAAAAGUUGGAGCAAGCGCUCGAAAUGUGUGCGUCACAUUAGUGCAUUAAUUGUGCAAAAAUAAUUUCUAUAAGCGCAAAUAAUAUCUAUGUAUUUAUAGCUCUAUAUCAACUUCAUAUAGUUGAUGAGUAAAACACAAUAUAUCUUCAAACAUUGAAUGUUUUAAUGUGUCAUUGUACUUAGAUAUAAAAUGGUUAUUGCUUACACUGUUUGUUCCAAUAAAAAGUUCUUGAGUGAAGCAUCAUCAUCAGCUUUUUUAUCAACUAACUGUUGGGCACAGGCCUCUUCUCACACAGAAAAAGCAAAAGCGUUAAUAACCACACUCUUGUUCAAUGUGAGUUGGUGAUUAAAAAGAGAAUGGAAACCUACAAAGUGUUUUUGAGUUUUCUAGCGACAAAGUGUGAGCAAAGACCAUUUUUCUAGAUUUAUUUUGAAAGUGUAUGAAGCGAUAUAAUACAUAUUAUGGUACAUAUAAAUGUGUAGAUAGUUCAGUACAUAGAUAUCCAGUGUUGUUGUCAAUGAUACAAAAUGUGUUUUUAAGUCCACUGCAAGUAGUUUUGCACAAAUUGUCUUUUUUUAAUUUUUAUGCUAUUCUGACUGCCUUUAAAAAGUGGUCAUCAAUGUAUUUUUUUUUCUUAUUUAGUGUUUAAAAAAAUUCAAGAAUUUAUAAGUCCCGACAUAUUACAGGGAAUUUAUUAACGUCCGUAUUGGGUUUGAAAAAAAUAUAUUUAAGUUAUUGAAUUGGCAUUGUAAGUAAUGUUUAAAUUUUAUUAAAAGGAGCUAGUUUCCGAGCAAUAAUUUCAAUUAAAUAUAAUUUUUAUUUGGUGCUAAGCCAUUAUCGUUUUAAAUUAGAACAUAAAGCAUUUCUUCACAUUCCUAAACAUUAAGUUUAUGAUUGCAUUACCGAAAAAAAAAAAAAAAAAAGUUACAUUAUUAAUAUUGGUCUAUAAUGUUUUACAUUUGACCGUGUGUUUUAAGCAGUGUUUCUUUUAUAUUUUUAAUAGUUAUAAAAUAAAUUGGUAUAAAACCAAA
Helicoverpa zea (corn earworm) is the source of this 2703-nucleotide messenger RNA. It is a transcript of the gene Drp, whose product is annotated as death-associated protein 1. The transcript has 2 exons. Lineage: Eukaryota; Metazoa; Arthropoda; Insecta; Lepidoptera; Noctuidae. Gene Ontology annotation, biological process: cellular response to amino acid starvation; negative regulation of autophagy; apoptotic signaling pathway. The record is from RefSeq and is a predicted model, not a curated record. Gene Ontology annotation, molecular function: death domain binding. The coding region runs from base 140 to 445 and encodes 101 amino acids.